Messenger RNA from Momordica charantia (bitter melon), 663 nucleotides. RefSeq names its product ribosomal protein L30 family protein. The record is from RefSeq and is a predicted model, not a curated record. Gene Ontology annotation, cellular component: large ribosomal subunit; mitochondrion. Gene Ontology annotation, biological process: translation. Gene Ontology annotation, molecular function: structural constituent of ribosome. Lineage: Eukaryota; Viridiplantae; Streptophyta; Magnoliopsida; Cucurbitales; Cucurbitaceae.
UCAGCCGAGCCCUAUCAUCGUUUCUCAAUUCUCAGUCUCUCUCUCUCUCUCGAUAUUUCACUCCGUCUGAGACGGCAGCGUGAGCCUGAACUUCAGCAGCUAUUUCUUCACCUCUCCCCUUCAACUCCACACUUUUAUCUCUCAUCGUCAAAGCUAGCGGCCCUCGAUUCCUCUCCUUUCUCCUCCUCGAACUAAUUUUUGAGAUCUUGGACAUGAAUGCCUUCAAGGCUUUCAAAGCGAAUGUCCCAAUUGCAUGGAGUCCUAAUCUUUAUAUCACAUUAGUCAGAGGGAUGCCAGGAACAAGGAGACUCCACAGACGUACUUUAGAGGCAUUAAGGCUUGGGAAGUGCAACCGAACUGUCAUGCGCUGGAACACACCAACUGUUAGGGGAAUGAUCCAACAGGUAAAGCGAUUAGUAGUGGUUGAAACAGAAGAAAUGUACAAAGCACGUAAACAGAAGGUGGAACAACACAAGGCUCUUCGACCUCCAUUAGUUGUAAAUCACCUUCCUGUUCCAAGUUCUACUUCUGCUCCUUGAAAACAUGUAUUGCUGUUAGAGGUCAGGUCUACUUCUCAAGUAUUGGGACGAUGUUGAAAAGGAUUAUAUUUGAGCUGUGUAUUUUUCUGGAAUUAUUUGUCAAUCAAGGCUUUUAUGCUCUACA